Messenger RNA from Ectocarpus sp. CCAP 1310/34, 3342 nucleotides. The record is from the annotation of a GenBank genome assembly. NCBI's taxonomy places the organism in Eukaryota, Phaeophyceae, Ectocarpales, Ectocarpaceae.
CAGCAGCAGCAGCAGACGCAGCAACUUCAACGUCAGCAGCAAGCAGCGGCAGCUGGGGCCGAGCCGCGGCGGGGUCGGCGGUCGGCGGGGAUGAGGCACGGCUGGCCGACGGCAUGGCUGGUUUAUCCGUGGAGGGCCUCGGUGGGUCGUCUACGAUGGCCGGGGGGAACAACCUGGGUGCCGGUGCGGCGUCGGGGGCGCCGCGUGCGUUGCAGCUUGUGAUGUUGCAGCAAGAUAACGAGAAUCUCGUUGCGAAAGUAUCGGCUUUGGAGCAAUCCCUGCAGCAGUUGCUGAACAACCAAGGUGGGGGCGCGGGUUCGCACGUGGUCGGCCCGCAUGCUGCUGAUGGCGCGGGAGCCGCGGUGGCGGUCGGUGCGGGUCUUGGUGCAGCUGCUGCUCCGGGGUCGGACGCUGAUCGCCAGCGUCGCUACGAAAAAGCGGAAUUCGAGAGUACUGCUUCCGCUUGGCGUGCGGGACGUUUGAUGUGGGCGCCGCGUGGUAAGCGGGGAAUUGACGUUCCCAACAAAGAGACCCUGCAAACAAUGAUGGGGCGGACCGUUACCGGCACCGACAAGACCUUGCAGCAGCUUCGUAUCAUAUCCGGACUGAACGUCCUCGACUUCUUUCCCGUUGGCAAUUCUGGUGAGCUGUCAGUCCCGGACCACUCCGAUUUGACCUGUGCUGCGAUUGUUAACGUGUUGAAAUUUGGUCUCUCUGCCACCUCCGCGGACAACGCUGCAGCUCUGGCGCGCUUGCUGCCCAUGGAGCAGGCCAUGCUUUCGGCGCGGGGUACGCUGCGCAUGCAAGCCCUCCGUCAUAUGGGCGAUUUUCAGGGGAGGGGGUCGCGGGGGACCUUCGCCGACCUCCCUAACGACGAUUUUCGGGAAUGGGCAAAUGCGGUAAUGUUGUGGAUGUUACCGAUGCAGAAUUUGCCGGUGCCGCCGGAGUCUUUCGAGCGCUUUGGCCCCCCGCCGGUUCCUCGGUUCGAUGGCAUCAACGGCUUCUCCAUGUCCGGGAGCAUUGCGCUACGGAUGUUCGGGACUGUGGGUGGUGGAGGUUCUUCUGGAUCGAGUGGGGGUAAGCGACGGCGGGGGGACUCCCGCUCCGCGGGUGGGGACUCCAAACGCCGGUCGAAAGUGUGUUUCGAAUAUCGCGACUCCCAAACAUGCAGGUGGGGCGACUCCUGCGUGUUCCGCCAUGCGACUGGGGGCGGCAAGGGUGGCGGCGGCGGCGGCGGCGAUGGCGACCAGGGUGGCCGUAAGGGCGGCGGUGGGGGGCGCGCUUCGGGUGGAGAGGGAGCCUCGGGCGCCGCGGCCGAUGGCGGAAGCGGCUCGUCGGCGCUGGUCGUUCGCCGGGGAGAUGGCAGCAACUGAGGACACGGGCUCUGCCUUUCGGCGGGGCCAACUCCACAGUCGUGUGGGAGCGUAGAUCAGACAGCGAGGCCGGGUUCCCGAGCGCUUGGGGCCGCCGCGUUGGCGGCGGCGGGCGUGGGCGUCGAUCGAGGGGCGUGUGUGCCCGGGGCUGUCUCUUCGUUGCUACCAGGUGAUGUCUCGUUUAGGUCGAUUGCGGGUUCGCGUGAACUUUGCGUGUGGCGAUCUCGUGUGUCUGCUUUGGCAGCGGUGAGUUCACCCUCCAAUAUGGGUGUGGGUCUUAGUGAGGUGGCUUCUGCUGGUUCCGCCUUGCUUAGACAGUGUGGGGGGCGUAUUGAAGUGCUCGUGGCGGCCGGUGGUGCCGGCUUCUUUGCGCCCCAUGUUAGUGUUGCGUCGGUUCGUGAAUUUUUUGGGGUCUCGAAACGUUUUCCGCAAAUUGACAACCUCCUCCGCGUGUUGUGUCCUGGCGCGCCGGUCGAUGUCGCGCCGGGGGGGUGUCUAGACGCCGAAUUAAAAUACGGCAACCAUGUCAGCAUUUUACCAUACACUCCGCAGAUCAUUGACAAGAUCGUUUCGGAUGUUACGUUAGGUCGUGCUCUCGUCUUCGACGUGCAGUUCAUCCGUGAAAUUUUGGGUGUGCGUGUUUCCCCCCUUGGGGUGGUGGACGAUCCGAAAUUCCGCAUCAUUCAUGAUCUCACAUUCACAGCGGCUGGUGCGCAGUCUAGCGUCAAUGCAGAUACAGAUUUUGAUCGUGCCCCCGGUGUCUGUUGGGACAUGUACGUUUCGAUAUCUUGUCGCGCGUCCUCUUUUUGCGCCAAUUACACGGGCCGCCUCUCGAGAUUUUGCUCUGCGGUAUUGACGUGCGUGAGGCUUUUCGCCAAGUGUUGGUCGACCCUUCGAGGGCGUCGGUAUUCGGAUACACGAUGGGGGACGUGGUCGUCAUCGACCUUCGUUGCCAGUUUGGUUGGCGUUCCAGCCCAGGUUUUUGGUCGCUGUUUGGUUCCGCUCUUGAGCAUGCACACACCCACACUACUUUUCAGACAGCUUCUGUGUUACCUGCCGGAGUUGCGGCGGUUGAUCAUGUUCAGCUUGUUCCUCCCCAAAACCUCCCCGUAUCGUUACCGAGUGAUUGUGCCCAAAUUUCUAUGGAGGGCGGUUUCGCUGGUUCCGCGUUUUUCGUUCGGUAUUAUGUGGAUGACGGUGUGCUUGUCGAGGCGCGGUUUUUCACGGAUGGUCGUCGUUGCCUACGUGCCGUGCAGUCGAUCGCGUCGGACAAUUUCCGUCUGCUGGGACACCGGGGGCCAAACGAUCCUCCGUUGUUGUCUGCAAAGAAAAUCACCGAUUUUUCGACGCGUUUGGAGGUGUUGGGAUGGAUUUUAGACACGCAAACUCUCACAGUGACCAUGCCUCUGCGAAAACAACAGAAAUUAAACCGCUUGUUGGGCGAGUGGCCGCGGUCGCGUCGGUGUGCGACUGCCCGUCACGUCGCGGAAUUGACCGGUUUUCUUCUUCACGUGUCUUUUGCCUUGCGUCCGGGCAAAUUUUUCGUCGGCUGUCUGCUGGCCGACGUCGGCAUGCCGCAGUCCGAAGUGUUUCCUUCGCGUGUUUCUAACCCCAAUCGGCGUGUCGUGUUGGGGCCCAUGUUUCACGAUGAUUUGGAUUUCUGGCGCUGGUUUGUGCAGCGAGGUCUGGCCUCGCGUGGCGGCCAGUUGUGUGCACCGAUGUACAAUGUGGUGCUUCGUCCUCCGGUAAUGGCUGUGUUUGCCGAUGCUUCCAAAACGGCGUUUGGAGCAUACUGUGUGCAAACUGGGUGUUAUUUCCGGCGUGAUCUGACGUGUGACGAGCAGUCCCGCUUUGUGGGGUCUAGCAAGUCUGUAUCAUAGUGUGCCGAUGUCAGUAUCAAUGUUCUUGAGCUACUCGGCAUGGUCGCGGCGGCAUGGGUGUUGAUUGUGCAACAGCGUCAUGUGCCGGU